Zea mays is the source of this 1013-nucleotide messenger RNA. RefSeq lists its product as uncharacterized. Lineage: Eukaryota; Viridiplantae; Streptophyta; Magnoliopsida; Poales; Poaceae. The record is from RefSeq and is a predicted model, not a curated record. Bases 44 to 826 code for a protein of 260 amino acids. The transcript is spliced from 2 exons.
UCAGCCAUCUCCCCCACGCCAGCCCUCUUCCUCCUUGGCAUGCAUGCCCUCUGCUCUCUGCCUUCCAUGGCCGUCGGCCUCCACAGCACAGCAGUCACGGACGCCCCUGCCACUGCUCCAAAUGGCGAGCAACUCCCCUCGGCCAGCCAUGGCGCCCCCCUGCUCCUUCUUCCUCGGCGCGCUGAAGCUUUCCCCCAUGGCAGCGAGCUCGAGUUUCUCCCAUGGCGCCUUCCCAUGUUCUUCCCUGCUCGGCCAGCAACCAGGGCGUCCAAAGCCCCUGUGCUCGGCGUCCUUCUUCCACCUCCGGCCGACCUCCACCUUCCUGCUCCAUGGCCGCCCAGCAGCAGCGCCCCUCCCCUGCUCCACGGCGAGCAGCAGCUCGUCCACCUCUUCCUCCCAUGGUGCCCAGAAAUUCCAGCAGCAAGGACUCCCUCUCCUCCACAGCAGCAGCAGCUCGACCCUCCUCUCCUCGCUGGCGCAAACCUCUCCCAUGGCGCGCUGCAGCAGAUGCCCUGGAGCAUCCCCACCAUGGCUCGCGACCCGGCUUCCUCCCUGCUUGCGUGCUGCUGCGCAGUGCCCCGUCGGUGCUUGCUAUGUGCUCGACGAAAUGCGCAGCAAGCCACGCGUCGUCGAUUUCCUGCAGCAGCCCCGGCGUCUCCGCGCUCUACGGGCUCGCUGUUUUAUAAAGCGCAGCGAACAGGACGACGUCGACACUCGCCGGUUGCUUGCUGUUUUUGCGCAGCCCCGUCGUCGUCGUCGUUCACCCUCGGUGAGACCACGGCAAUCCUUGUUUGAUUCCACAUUGGCAUUAUUCUUCGGUGAUUAAUUGUGUAUAUGUGCUGUUUUGUUUUGUUUUAUGGAGGAGAGGAACCCCGUGUUUUGCGUGAAGAAGAAGGCAAGCCGCUCAACGCUCGUCGGAUGUGCGGAGCUAUGCACAAAUCGAAUCGCCAACGUUCUUACAAACACCGAUUGGGACCGAGAGAUGAUGAUUGAGCCAGUGAUGUGGUGCCAAC